AAAAAUUCUUCAUCAUUUGAUUAUUUAAAAAGAGUACAGAAGCAAAGAUCAGUGUCAGAAGAGUAAUAUCAUCAGUUAUUUGAAUCUAAAGUCACUUCUUCUUUCUUUCAAAUCUGAGAUUUUCCUAGUAUUCGGUAAACAUGUCAGAUUAAGUGGGGCCACACACACCAUCCCGACCACAAUUAAACUCUCCAAAGUAGAGUGGCAAUGGCAUCCCAUUAAAUUGUCCAAAAGUAUAAGGGUACUUCAGUAAAACCUUUCUUCAUAAUAUUUGAUGUUCAACUAUAGUAUUAAAGCCCUUCCCUAGCCAAAGAUUUUGUAACGAGAGAAAGAGAGAGAAUGGUAAUGCCACCACUUAAAUCAACAUCUUCUAUGUCUUCUUCUCAAUGUUCAUCUUCUUCUUCACCAACCUCAAGCUCCAUAAAACUCAAAUCUCUAAUCCAAACUCUCAUCAUUUCUCAAGUUUGUCGGCUAAUCCGAGAAAUUUCUAGAGCUACAUCCAUUAUUGUUAGAGUCUUGAGAAAGAAGCAAUACAAUUUCUUGUCAGUGUCUUCUUUACUCUAUCCAAAGAGAGUCUCUAAGAAACAAAAGAAUAAUAUAUUAUUCGGCUCCUUCAGACUUCACUACAACUUUUGCUCCUCUCACGUAGUGCCUGUCUCUGCACCAGUUCGGCUCCCGGAAGAGCUUUACUUGGCUCAUCUCGGAUAUGACUCUACUUGGGAGUCAAUGUAUUCAACGGAUUCGAUGGAUAAUCGCGAUGAUGAUGAUGGUGAUAUUCAAGAACCAUCUCAGCUCUCCAGUUAUCUAAGACAGCUAGAGGAUAAAGUUAAAGAUGGUCAAGAAGAAGAUAAAGAGAUGAUGAUGAACGAGAUUGAUAAAUUGGCUGAUAUGUUUAUAGCAAAUUGUCAUGAGAAGUUCAUGUUGGAGAAGGUUGAUUCAUAUAGGAGAUCCCAAGAAACGCUGAAUAGAAGCAGUUGAUAAUGAUGAUGAAGUGGCCUAAUUUGUAUCUUUCAUUUCUUUUUAUGUAAUCCCACUUUUUCCUUCUUCUUUUUUUUUUUUCUUUUGAAUUUGUUCAAAAUUCUCUGAAAAUGAGUAUUGGAAGCAUAGGGGAUGGAUUGUGUGGUGCUUGUUGUGUUACAAUCUGAUGAUGAUGAUAUUGAUGGUGGUGGUUUAUAAACUAGAAUAGACAGUCCAAAAAGGAAAAGAGAGGAUGCAAAUGGAAUGGAUUUUAGUAACUUUGGCUUUUGUGGUUUAAGUUCUUUUGCUACUAUAGAUCUUCUGAUAUUGUUGUUUACUUUUGUUUGUUGUACAACGCGGGACCAAAAGAUUUCGAUUUUUAAUUUCAUUA
Messenger RNA from Arabidopsis lyrata subsp. lyrata, 1348 nucleotides. RefSeq lists its product as uncharacterized. The record is from RefSeq and is a predicted model, not a curated record. The transcript has a single exon. NCBI's taxonomy places the organism in Eukaryota, Viridiplantae, Streptophyta, Magnoliopsida, Brassicales, Brassicaceae. The coding region runs from base 340 to 978 and encodes 212 amino acids.